UCCAUAAACGUUCGUUGAGCACUCAACAAUUGUCCUCGCCCGAUCUACUUAAUACCGUACCAGUUUAUUCUGUAUCCAAUCGCAAUAUGGGUCGUCUAGGAAAAGUUGAUCCCAGUUCCUACUCCCAACCAGAAUUGAUUACAACCAAACACAGUAAUUUGCAAUGGAAAGUCGAUUUUGAAAACACCAAAUUGAAGGGAUCUGUAACACACAAGUUCAAUGUCUUGGAAAAUAAUUUGGAAUCAAUUAUUUUGGAUGUUCGUGACGUGACCAUUCUAAAUGCCGAAAUCAUUUCUUCCGGCUCCACAACACCUUUGAAUCAUUUUAUCAGUGACCCGGUUGAUGAUAUUGGAGCUAAAUUAACAUUGGAACUUCCUCAAGGCACUGCCAAAGGAGAAUUAACUGUCCGUAUUGAUUAUGAAACUUCACAAAAGGCCAGUGGUCUACAAUGGCUUACACCCGAACAAACAUUAGGCAAAAAACAUCCAUACAUGUUCUCACAAUGUCAAGCUAUUCAUGCCCGUUCGAUAAUACCAUGCCAAGAUACACCUGCUGUGAAAUUUACCUAUACUGCAACUGUGGAACAUCCAAAAGAACUGAAGGCCCUUAUGAGCGCCCUAAUUGACAAACAAGAAGAAGGUCGUACAACAUUCAAGCAGGACGUACCCGUUCCAGCUUAUCUCUUGGCCAUUGCUAUUGGUGAUUUGGUAUCGAGACCUUUGGGUCCCAAUUCUAAUGUUUGGGCAGAGGAGGGCAUUAUUGAAGAAUGUGCUGCCGAAUUUUCUGAGACAUCAGAAAUGUUGAAAACUGCUUCUGAUAUUUGUGGCCCGUACGUUUGGAAACAAUAUGAUCUAUUGGUGAUGCCACCCUCAUUUCCAUUUGGUGGUAUGGAAAAUCCUUGUUUGACAUUUGUAACACCUACCCUUUUGGCUGGAGACAAAUCGCUGGCUGAUGUUGUUGCCCAUGAAAUUGCUCACAGCUGGACUGGUAAUCUGGUGACAAACAAAAACUUUGAACAUUUCUGGUUGAAUGAAGGUUUUACCGUAUUUGUGGAGACGAAAAUUGUUGGACGUAUGAAGGGUGAGAAAGAGCGUGACUUCCAUAUGUUGAGAAAUCUUACCGACUUGCAAGAAUGUCUUCGCACUCAAUUGAAGGAUACCCCCGAAUUGACCAAACUUGUUGUUGAUUUAUCCAACUGUGGUCCUGACGAUGCCUUCUCCAGUGUACCCUAUAUGAAAGGUUCUACAUUUUUGCGCUAUAUUGAGGACUUGAUGGGUGGACCAGAAGUUUUUGAACCAUUCUUGCGCUCAUAUCUACAAAAGUAUUCAUAUCAAUCUGUUGUGACUGAUGAUUUCAAAAAUUCUCUCUAUGACUACUUUGUCUGCACCGAUAAAAAUGGUAAACUCAACGAAAUCGAUUGGGAAUUGUGGUUGACAUCUGAGGGCAUGCCACCAAUUAUUCCAAACUUUGAUCAAACACUUGCCAAUGUCUCGAAACAAUUGGCUGAAUUGUGGAGCACCAAAACGACCGAAGAACUGAGAGAUAAUGCUGAAGUCAAGCAAAAGAUCUCUACCCAUCAAUUAAUCGAUUUCUUGGGUAAAUUAAUUGAAUGCAAAGACAUCAAAGAUUUAACUGAGCAAAAAAUCGAACUAUUGGAAGCUACUUAUAAUCUGAAGAACACUAAAAAUGCUGAAGUUCUAUUCCGUGUGAUGCGUUUGUGCAUUAUGGCCAGACUUAUGAAUCGUAUGGAUAAAAUUAUUGAAUUCGCAAACUCCAACUUCCGUAUGAAGUUCUGUCGUCCAAUUUAUCGUGAUUUGGCUCAAUGGCCUGAAGCUAAACCAAUUGCUGUUAAGAACUUUGAAAGUGUUAAGGAUCAAAUGAUGGCCGUUUGCUCACAUACCAUUGAAAAGGAUUUGGGUUUGAAAUAA
Molecule: messenger RNA, 1928 nt
Organism: Musca vetustissima
Lineage: Eukaryota; Metazoa; Arthropoda; Insecta; Diptera; Muscidae
Product: leukotriene A-4 hydrolase
Exons: 5
Coding region: 87-1928 (613 amino acids)
Biological process (GO): proteolysis; peptide catabolic process
Cellular component (GO): cytosol
Molecular function (GO): epoxide hydrolase activity; aminopeptidase activity; zinc ion binding
Source: RefSeq, a predicted model, not a curated record